AACACUUAGCUAAACCAUGCAAUGAGGAAGUGUAAGUUAGCACUACUCAAGCAAGGCGGAAAAGUUCGGCUGCGCAUGCGCGAAGCUAAACCGUACAAUAGGCAGGUCGAGAGUGACGUAGAAGCUCCAUCAGCGAAUCACGAGCGUCCGAUAGCGGAAAAGAGUGAAUACAGAGCUGUUGCAGCAGUACCAACAUGUUUGUGUAGCAUACUACUUAUUUAGGUCUGCACAUUAGCUGUUAAUUAAUUUGCUUUUACCAGUUUUAUUUACUAAAAACUGAAAUGAAGACACUACUUGUAGGAGUUGGCGGCAAUGUGCACUGUUUUUCAUUCAGGAUGACCAAUGGAGGAAAAUCUACUCUUUCUAGGAGUCUACACCAGAAGAUACCCAACAGCUGUCUCAUUGCACAGGAUUCAUAUUUUAAGCAAAGCUAUGCCGACUAAACUUAACCAAGAGGCUGUGAACGACAGACCUGUGAUCGGUAUUUUGACUCAGAUAGUUACAGAUGACGUCCUGAAACCUUUCGGGAGGACCUUCAUACCUUCCUCCUAUGUGAAAUUCAUCGAGUCUGGAGGCAGCAGAGUGAUGCCUAUCAGGUUGACUCUUAAUACUGCUGAAUAUAAAAAAAUCUUCGAGAAGAUAAAUGGCUUGCUCUUCAUCGGGGGAGCAGUAGAUUUGGAGACAUCAGACUUUGCCAGGGUGGCGAAGAUUUUUUACAGCCUCGCUCUGAAGGCCAAUGAUGAGGGUGACUUCUUCCCCAUCUGGGGUACAUGCAUGGGAAUGCAGCUACUGACUGUGCUGGUGGCUGGUGAAAAUCUGCUGGCUAACACCACAGCUGAGAACAUAGCGCUGCCCCUCAACCUGACCACAGAGGCCAGCUCUAGUAGGAUGUUUGAGGGUUUUCCCAAUAAGUUCAUGAGGGCUUUGACCAAAGAACCUCUCACUGGCAAUUUUCACCACUAUGGACUCACAGUAGAGACCUUCCAGGAAAAUGAGAAGCUGCGGAGUUUCUUCUCUCUGCUGUCUACAAAUGUUGCUGAGAACGAAGUCCACUUUGUCUCAACCAUAGAAGGUAAAAGAUACCCCUUCUAUGGAGUACAGUGGCACCCAGAGGUGAAUCGUUUUCAGUGGAACAGAAAGCUGAACUUUCCGCACUCCGCUCAUGCUGUUCAGUUGUCUUCCUUGCUGGCUGAGUUUUUUGUCAAUGAAGGAAGGAGAAGUUUACAUCAGUUUGACAAUCCUGAGGAAGAGGCCUCGUCACUGAUUUACAACAAUACGCCUGUCUAUGCUGGAAACUUCACAGGAUAUGAGCAGCUCUAUUUCUUCUGAAAUCCUCUAGUGUUUCUGUCUGUGUGUCACUCUGUGCAUGUACAAUACAUGUACACUUACAGUCUAUGGUACAGCACAACACUUUAUAGUCGAUGGUGGUUUUAAUCACAGCUAGGCCUCUAAACAAAUACUUGUAUUUUUGUUGUUGCUAUUAAAGUGCUUAUUUGCAUAAAUAAACUCAUUGUUUUCAUUUUGGCGAUAAAC
Molecule: messenger RNA, 1533 nt
Organism: Perca fluviatilis (European perch)
Lineage: Eukaryota; Metazoa; Chordata; Actinopteri; Perciformes; Percidae
Gene: gghl
Product: gamma-glutamyl hydrolase
Exons: 12
Coding region: 343-1329 (328 amino acids)
Biological process (GO): tetrahydrofolylpolyglutamate metabolic process
Cellular component (GO): vacuole
Molecular function (GO): gamma-glutamyl-peptidase activity
Source: RefSeq, a predicted model, not a curated record